AUGAAUGCCGCGCUAAAUAGCAAGUUUCAGCUCAACAAAACCUCUUGUAAUGAAUCCUGGGUCGUGACCAAUUCAACGAUUAAGAGAACGAUUGCUUUAGUUUUAUCCAACGGGACGGAAAAAGUUCACGGAAAAGAAGUCAAGUUUAUUGUACUUUGUCUCAUCAUUCUUGCUGCGUUGCUCGGAAAUGGCUUCAUUCUGUGGCUCAUUUCUAAAGACAGACGUAGACGACGCUCAGCAACAAACAUCUUCAUUGCAAGUCAGUGUGUUACUGAUUUUGCCACUUCCCUACUCGUCAUUCCAUUUGGCGCCGCUUCACUCCUCCAAGGUGGCUGGAUGCUUGGUAAAGGCUUUGCUAUAGGGGUCUGUUUUUUAAACAUGUUCUUCACCGCUUUAACACUUCUCCACCUAGCAGUUAUAGCACUUGAUAGAUACUUUGCCGUUGUGAAGCUCUCCCAUCACCUUAUGAAAAAGCGCACUGCUUUAUGGAUUGUCAUAGGUUGCUGGACAACGGCUUUUAUGACGUCAUUUCCUUGGUUACCAUUGCUAAGCGACAAAGUCGUGGCUGAGUACUUUAGAGGAUUUCUUACUUGCGGACAAAGGUUUUUACGUCCGUCAGGUGAAAUUGGAUUAUUUGUAUYUAUAUGUGCGGUUAUCAUGGGAUUCCCACUGGCUGUCAUUACUUUCAGCUUUUACAGUAUCGGCAAGAAAAUAAAAAGCAGCCGUUGCAUUACUAUGCCAGUGACUCUGUCCAAUGUUCAAACGCUCCAACUCGAUGCCUACGCUAAAUCAGCUUAUACGUCAUUUAUUGUCACUCUUUCAAGUCUUAUUCAAGUUUUCCCGGCUUGUAUAAUGAUGGCAAUAGAUGGCAUGCAGUUGGUGCGGAUUCCAAACGAUGUUGCCACAGCUGCAAAAAUUGUUAUGUGGAGCCAUUGUGCAUUCAAACCAAUAGUUUACACUUUACGAAAGAAAAAUGUCGCAUUUGGAAGAGCUGGUGCAUAUCUAAAAUCAUUCCGCCAAAACUCUUCUUCUAAAACACAAAGAAACAACGCAUAUAUUGUUGCUUUAUUCCGGGUCAACGGUGAUGCCAAAGAGACUAGAAAAGAUGAAGUGGGAGAAAAUGUUAAUUGUAAAAACGAAUCAAUUUCUCCUUAUAUCUUUUACUCGUGUAAGAAACCCGAGAAUAGCAUCGAAAAUGAUUCUGAAUUUGAUGAUAUACUAACAAUAGUUAGUAUCUGA
This is a messenger RNA of Exaiptasia diaphana, 1239 nucleotides long. RefSeq names its product G-protein coupled receptor 135-like. Gene Ontology annotation, cellular component: membrane. Bases 1 to 1239 code for a protein of 412 amino acids. Gene Ontology annotation, molecular function: G protein-coupled receptor activity. The record is from RefSeq and is a predicted model, not a curated record. Gene Ontology annotation, biological process: G protein-coupled receptor signaling pathway. The transcript has a single exon. NCBI's taxonomy places the organism in Eukaryota, Metazoa, Cnidaria, Anthozoa, Actiniaria, Aiptasiidae.